AUGCUUCACGGACUCAUGGGCCACUGCAUGAAGCGAAAGACGAGUGUGUUGGAAAACCGGAGCAGAUGGACUGUGGCUUCUGUCGACCUCCGCUACAACGCCAGCCUCGGAGCUGUGCACGAGUUCGCUGCAGCGAAGUACUUCAACCGGAUGAUGAUGACCCAUCCCUGGCGGACCUUUGAGGCCUCGGAGGCAGAGGUCUUCAUUAUUCCGAUCGACAUUGAUCCUUCGGACCUCGAUGCAGAUGACUCAAAGUUUUGCGGCCCUCAGAUGUACGAGCAGCAUCUUCUCGAGACGUUGGGCUUAUUGUUUGAGCAGACGCACAUCACGAAGAAGAGUGGCGCCGAUCAUUUCUGGAUGAUGUCGGCGAACUAUCCCGAGCGUCUCAUCGAGAAGUUCGCGCCAAUUCUUGCCGAUGCCUUGCGGAUGGCGAACCACUUGCACUUCAUGACCGUCGGUGUGAUGGAGCUCUUCCCUGGGCGAUCACUGAAGGCCACACCUCUUGAGAACUCUGGUGAUCUCUACAUGCUGCAGGGCAACCGGAGGAAAAGGCCUUGGAGAUGUUCAUUGCCCGUACCUUUUGUACAGAGCUUUCCCUUCUCCGAAUACCAUGUGGAGGAGUUUGAGGUGUGGCUGAAGCGCAAAUAUCUGUUCUAUCACCAGUUUUCCGGGUACUAUCAGGACGAACAUUCUCGGAACUUGCGAGCGCAGGCUCUGAAUGUUCGAAAUUUCGCUCGCCGCCCCUCGCGGGUGUGGGUUGGCGAUCAGUUCGUGCAGAGUUCAGAGCUCCAGCAUGGCUUCCAAAGCAGCCGGUUCUGCUUUGCGAUUGCCGGAAGGAACGGGGGCCCGACUCGGAAGUUCUACGACGCAGUUCUUCACGGCUGCAUCCCCGUGGUGGUCAGCGACCAAUGGCUUUAUACUUUCGCGUUUUCCGGGCACGUAAAGCAUGAAGCCUACGCUGUGUUCAUCCCGGAGGAGAUUUCUUGGGAGCAGUGUUUCCUGAAUGCUAAGCAGUGGUUUCUGUCGGUGAUUCUGGUACAGAAGAACCGAGCAGUGGAUGCAGAACUUGACCGGCGUCCUGCGCCGACUGGAGGCUUUGCUCCGUACCGGUUGAGAACAGCAGAGCUGGGGGAGAAGGUCUGUUGUUCCGUGCUCUUUGCCAAUCUUGCGCUGUGCUCACGAAGAAGGGGUGGGGCAGACCAGCCGCCCCUGGGCUCACAGCACAGCAAUGCCACGUCGCGAGCUCGCUGCGCGUUACCGGGCCUUGCAGGAGGCUCGCAUGUUGUGAUCCACGUCGAGAUCUGCAUCUCGAACCUUGUGAUGUCGAUGGUGGCCCCGCUUCUCAGCUAUGACCGUCCUGACAGCCACGCCUUGGGGUCGGUGCUGCUUUGGGAGCUUCGCCAGCAUUGCGGGACGAAUCCAACCUCUGUGCGUGACGAUAACUUGUACCCGGUUGAUGUCCCGCUGCGCCGCCGCAGGCACACCUCACCGUUGAAUGGAACCCAAAUUGCCGAGGAGCUUCUGCGGCAUGGUACGUCGCUGUCUUUGAAAUGGCGCCACGACCCAGCGACCACGUCCCACUUCAUGGGGUGA
Molecule: messenger RNA, 1593 nt
Organism: Symbiodinium necroappetens
Lineage: Eukaryota; Dinophyceae; Suessiales; Symbiodiniaceae
Source: the annotation of a GenBank genome assembly